GCGUACCGUCGCGAGUGGAGAUUGGUAUGGAGAAUAACAUUAAGUAAAUUAGAGAAGCAACAACCGACCGAAACGAAUAACCAUCAAUAAUAACCACAUGUUCUGACUCAUUUUUGUCAUGUGGACAGCAGCGUAGAUGAUGGUAAACUUGUAAAAAAAACAAUCUCGAACGCGAAACGAAAUGUAAAAAAGGCCUAGCAGAGACAGAAUAUUAGCGUAACUUCAUAGGAGUCGAUUAAUUAUAAAGCUCAUUUCAUCAGUAUACCAAAGCAAAAUUGCAGGCACAACUAAUUUAUAAUAAAUUGCGAUAGAUGCUGAAACAAUUUCGAUAGAUUUGAUAAUUGUGAAGCAAACGAAUUAAAUCGAAAAAGAAAGAAAAAAGCACGUUUUAUUUUAUCAGUUGAAGUAGAACGCGCGAAAAUAAUAUUACCGUUUUACUGGUUUUAACAAUCGAGCAUUUGAAUAAACGGUUUAAAAAAAACCAUUUCAUUUGUUUAGUGCACAAAACGUGAAAGUUCUUCUCCAAUAUACACAUAUUUUAUUGCGGCGCAGCAAACAUAAAAUAAAGAAGAACAUAUGUCAAUAUAAUUCAGAAGGAUGGGAGUAGCAGAUGAUUUUGCUCCAAGUUUUGUAAAAAAGCCGCAACUACGUCAGGAAGAUGACGGAAAUCGCUUGAUAUUCCAGUGCGAAUUGCUAUCAUCGCCAAAUCCCGAUAUCGAAUGGUAUCGCAGCGAUCAAUUGAUCGUUCAAGAUGCUCGCACGACCUACAAAAUUCAAUCGAUUGGUGAAAAUAAGUAUAGUGUUAUUUUGGAUAUUGAUGAUGUGGCCGAAACGGAUGCUGGUCUAUACAAGGUCAAAGCCAAAAAUGCAAUGGGAGAAGUGGCUGCCUCAAUAAACUUGAACUUUAGCCCCGCCGAUGAGCCAAAAGAGAGGUGA
Molecule: messenger RNA, 936 nt
Organism: Contarinia nasturtii (swede midge)
Lineage: Eukaryota; Metazoa; Arthropoda; Insecta; Diptera; Cecidomyiidae
Product: twitchin-like
Exons: 4
Coding region: 598-936 (112 amino acids)
Source: RefSeq, a predicted model, not a curated record